GGCCAAGCCACCAAUCCACACCUCUUCUUGAAAAAACGGUAAAAAGCUUGUGUUUUUCCCUUGUUUUCUUGUUCAAAAACAAGAUUUGGAGCUUUGAAAUCUUUCCCCUCUGUAGAAAUUCUAGAUCUGCUAUGCUCUGUUCCCCUCCAUCCCCUGCUCUGCUGUGUGUGGGUGUGAUUUUACCAGUUUCUAAUCCCAAAAAUUUCCCCUGCACUUCCCGUCGGCCUUCCCCAAUCUACAGCUUUGAUUUUGCUUACUAAAUUCUGUUUUUUCCUUGUCCACCAUUUCAAGAAGUGAGACUCGAGGCACGGUUAACCAGGUGGAGUGACGAGCUAGAUGGCUAGUCAGUAUUUUGGACUUAGAUCCUUUUUGACUUAGGCCGUUAGCCACACAUGUUUGACAUAAAUGCGAACUGAUAAAUCAUUUUUUUGUAUACUGAGUUUCCUUAGUUAUAGCCAUGACUGUUUUAUAAACUUUUGUACAUCUA
Molecule: messenger RNA, 487 nt
Organism: Rubroshorea leprosula
Lineage: Eukaryota; Viridiplantae; Streptophyta; Magnoliopsida; Malvales; Dipterocarpaceae
Source: the annotation of a GenBank genome assembly